Talaromyces proteolyticus is the source of this 2380-nucleotide messenger RNA. RefSeq lists its product as uncharacterized. The transcript is spliced from 3 exons. The coding region runs from base 23 to 2200 and encodes 725 amino acids. The record is from RefSeq and is a predicted model, not a curated record. NCBI's taxonomy places the organism in Eukaryota, Fungi, Ascomycota, Eurotiomycetes, Eurotiales, Trichocomaceae.
AGAAAGUGCGAUAUUGGAUGAUAUGGGUCACCUCGACCAAAUCCUCUGCAGAGGGCCUGUGUUCGAACAGAUGAAGCAUCUAACCACCACGACACAGGCUUCCACAGUCGUAUGUGUCAUAGAAUGGGAAUUACUUCAAUAUGUGAAGUACGAGAAUCUAGACGUGCACGACAUAGAGUUCGUAUUUACUUUGAAUGGUGAAUUUGACUGUGCGUGCGCCAUUCCUCUGGGAGACUAUGUGAGAGCGAUGUGGAACAGUAACGAGCUGCUGGAAGCCGUGAAAGCUUCCGUGGCUGCCGCUUUUCAUAAUAAUGUUUUCGACACAGUAAAAACCAAGUCUCGAACUGGAGAUGGAUCAGGAAGUCGGACACAAAUACAGUUGGUCCCUGCAGUCGCACAUCAUGAAAGAGAGCACGCAAUUGUGCAUAUUUCAGGAUCUUUCGAAUACAUUAGUAAAACAUUGGAGCAACUCUCUUGGUUAGCGGCUACUCUGAGGCUGCAUCACGAGGGUCAAUUAACCAUCUCUUAUCUUGAUUUUCGAGCUCAAAGGAUAGAGGUCGAGCAGAGGACAGAAGCAACCUUCCAGCUUCGCCUUUUGAGUCAGGAUAGGGUACCUCAACCGACAAGCCGUAGAUCUGGCCAAUGUUGGACUUCUCUAUUUACUGAGAGCAUUUUAGCUUACAGCUUUGGUCUUCCUAACAGUGAACGGCCUGGCAGUAUGGUUGGACUCGAAUUACCUUUUGACAUCAUGGCUGCAUUUGCGGGGGUCCAGUUCCCUGUUCACUUCGGCGACAGACUUGGCUUUACGAGUGGGAUUAACGUUCUAGUUCCAGAAGUUAUGUCCGGAGACUCGGUUCUAUGGCAUUUCGAUACCGUUGAUAACAUUCUUAGGCAAGCUACAACAGCCAACAAAUUCUCGGACCCAAGACUGGACAAACUCGAUACGUCGAAUCUACGCAAUUCACGUGCCUUUUUGGGUUACAACAGAAAUUCGGAGAUUAUCAUAGGCACAUCAGAUUUUGACAGAGUUGAUAUUGCUGCAAGCCAAGUCCCUCGAACAGGUCCUGCCAUCGGCCUAAAUUACGAAGGUCCCCUCGGGGUAGGCCUCAAUGCAAUGGGCCACGCUACUGUGAAUGCUGGCACAACUUGGCGUUUCAACCGGGGCGAGUCAGCCCAAGUGAAAGGUUCAGAACUAAAGUUGGACGACCUUAUCAAGCGCUCAGCAGAAUCCCCCGCAUUGCUCUAUGAUGACCAGAAAUGUAUAGCCUUCCUCAUCCCAGAAUUAAAUAUAGUCCUACAGAUGGUUGCUACACAUAUCCGACAAGGCUCACAACUUGCAACAUCCAAGAUCCCGCGCGCCAAAGCGUCCUUUAAUGGAGGGGCAGCUGCCUAUGAAGCCGUGAAGGUGGCCAAGAACCUGAUGGUUCCCUUUGGUACUGGGCCUCCGGUGAAGUAUAUAGAUAUUGUGAAAGACUUCAUCCUGAUUCUCGAACAGAGAAAGGCACAAAAGACUAUGCACCGACGUUUUGGCGAGAUAUCUCUUAAGAAAGGCCUCCGAGGCUGGGAUUAUACCGAUGUGCAACAGAGAAAAUUUGAAUUCUGGGAGCGAGAACUUCCAACAAGUGUUCUGAAAUCACGCCCCGUUUGGUGGAAGCUGUUCAAAAAAUCCAACACCGUCACUCUAUUUUGUAGAGAAAUAUCAUAUCCGAUUAGGGAUUGCAGUGACGAGAACUCAUCCGCCUGUAUAUCCUGGGAUGUCAUUCCGGAGGGCCAACACCUCCUUCUGGCAAAUGUGCGGGUGCUUGAAACCCUCAAGACGGAACUAUGCCACAAUAAAGACAAAUACCCUACACGCUUCAUGCUAACUGACAAACUGGCUUGGGCCCGCCCAGUACGCUCAAGAUUGUUCGAAGAAAAUUGCACACCAGGAGGCUUCUGCAAUCCGCUGCAAACGAUGCGCAAGGUCACUGCUAUGACAGGAGGGAAUACGUUAUGGAAGCAAGAGCCAGAAUUCCACGACAACCCAGGAGAACUGGAACGUGAAGGUUCUGUUCUCUUCGCUGAUGAUCCGCGGGCGUUUGGCAAGAAGGAGUGUCGAUUUACACAGCCAGGCCAGAUUGCACCGCAGAUGAAGUGGAACAUCAUCUUUGUAUCGCUUUGUAUCGCAGUUUUCUCUUUCAUACUGCCAGCAGUGCUCUAAUCCAUGUUUUUGUUCUUGAUGAAAUCCAAAUUUUGCUACAAGGAGUGCGCCUACAUAUCGGGGUUUGAAUGUUUGGAUGUUGUUGGAUAUGCUGACCUUAAUAGUGCUGGAAAUUAAUGGCUUUCUUGACUCCCUGAUCCCGGGGUGAGGUCUUCGCUAUAUCCAUGAAAGAGUUUUGAC